AAAAUAUUAAUCAACAAACAUGAAAGUUCUUUUAGUAAGUUGUUUAUUGAUGAUCACCAUCACAACAGGUAGUGCAUUAAAAUGUUGGAUGUGUAUGGGAUCUAUGGAAAGUGAUUGCUUCCGCGGUGAACAAGUUUCAAUGACAAUUCAAGAUUGUGAUUUGAAUGGCGCCAAAAACGCACCUUUACCGGAAAAAGAUGCCCAGGUCGCUACAGUUCAAAAAUGCGUCGAUUUUGUCAGCAUAAUUUCUGGAACUGAAGUAUUAACCAGAGGAUGUGGAUGGAUCUACGAAAACGUUGAUAUUUGCAAAUAUAUGGAUUCUGUUACGAGCUUGGUAAAUUGCAAAUCUUGCGACGAAAACUUAUGUAAUGCAUAUCCGUUAAUUAAUUAAUCAUUACUAUUAACAUGGUGUAAUAAUUUGAGAUGUUAUAUAAAUAAAAGUAAA
Molecule: messenger RNA, 445 nt
Organism: Onthophagus taurus
Lineage: Eukaryota; Metazoa; Arthropoda; Insecta; Coleoptera; Scarabaeidae
Biological process (GO): sleep; regulation of synaptic transmission, cholinergic; positive regulation of voltage-gated potassium channel activity
Source: RefSeq, a predicted model, not a curated record